AUGAAUGCUCCAGGCGUUACUGUAUGGGCUGGUAUUUGGUCUGGAGGUAUUAUCGGACCUUUCUUCUUUCGUGAUACCGUUACCGCAGAGAGUUAUCUUGAAAAGCUAAGGGAUGAAAUUGUUCCUGCUAUUAAAAGUCGAAUGAAUUUAGAAGAGAUAUUUUACAUGCACGAUGGAGCACCAGCUCAUUAUGCUCAAUCCGUUCGAUACUUCCUGCAUGAAACAUUUCCUGAUCGGUGGAUUGGUCGACGUGGACCAAUUGAGUGGCCCGCACGGUCUCCAGAUUUGACACCAACCGAUUAUUUUUUAUGGGGAGUGAUCAAAGACCGCGUGUAUGCGACAAAACCUAAAGAUCUUCAAGAACUUGAAGAUGCUAUCAUUACAGAAAUGGAAAGUUUACCGGAAGAAUUAUGUCGAAGGGCUUGUCAAUCAGUACCUGAAAGACUACAACUUUGCAAAGACUUAGAGGGUAAACACAUUGAGCAAUAUUUGUGA
This is a messenger RNA of Rotaria sp. Silwood1, 495 nucleotides long. The record is from the annotation of a GenBank genome assembly. Lineage: Eukaryota; Metazoa; Rotifera; Eurotatoria; Philodinida; Philodinidae.